GAAUGAAUGAAAUUAGGUAACAAUGAGGCAAGCGAGUGGGCGUAAAACAGUUGCAACGAACUGUGUACCUGACACGCACCUUGAGCGUGACCUGUUUUACAAGAGUGCUGCGCGGACUCUCCUCCACUUUGAGCUUUUCUUUUUCUUUUUUGUCAGGCGGCAUUAAGCAAACACUUUUGGAGUGUAUGCGUCAUGACAUGACGCCAUUGCACAAAUAUGACUCAGCCAUGUAUUGCAGCCUCACCAACGCAAGGAAUGUACACUCUCAAACGGUCGUUAUGUACAUGCAAAUUCCCGAACAUGAAACUUGGCGAAUGGUCAACAGCCAAGCGACUCCACAAGAAUCAGCCAAGGAAUAAUUUGAGAGAUUAAGAACAAUUGUACUGUAAAUUUACAAUAGACACAGAACACUGACCGAUAGGGUUGAUAUAUUUGUGUGCGUUAACCUUCCAUUAUCUAUCGUGCUUGUCUGCAUUCAAGUCACAGGGACUAUAAGGAAGCAGAAUUCUUCAGAAAUCCAAUGGCAGUUCUACGGCGGACGGUGCCCCUUAAUGUUGUGCCUGCCCCCCGCCAAGUCGAGACUAAGUCAUGCGCCUUAGCAAGGGUCAGAUCAGUGAAUACAUGGACCAAUGCAGCGGUUUUGAAUUUAACAUAGAUGACUGUGAGAAGUUUGAGAUUUCCGAGAACAGCGUGAACAAGGGAACCGAACAAAUCAGACCUGAGUGCUUUGAGCUGCUGAAGGUUCUGGGAAAGGGUGGCUAUGGAAAGGUUUUUCAGGUUCGAAAGGUAUCAGGUUCCACCUCUGGGAAGAUAUUUGCAAUGAAAGUUUUGAAAAAGGCCAUGAUUGUUCGCAACGCAAAGGACACAGCGCACACCAAAGCCGAGAGGAGCAUUCUGGAAGAGGUCAAGCAUCCUUUUAUAGUGGAUCUUAUUUAUGCCUUCCAGACAGGAGGAAAGUUGUACCUAAUCCUGGAGUAUCUCAGCGGUGGGGAGCUUUUUAUGCAACUGGAGCGCGAGGGCAUCUUUAUGGAAGACACAGCGUGUUUUUACCUGGCUGAGAUUUCAAUGGCACUGGGCCACUUGCACCAGAAAGGAAUCAUCUACCGAGACCUGAAGCCUGAAAACAUUAUGCUCAACAACAAGGGGCAUGUGAAGUUGACCGACUUUGGAUUGUGCAAAGAGUCCAUCCAUGAUGGGACGGUCACCCACACCUUCUGUGGUACCAUCGAGUACAUGGCUCCGGAGAUUCUCAUGAGGAGCGGCCAUAACAGAGCAGUGGACUGGUGGAGCCUGGGGGCCCUCAUGUACGACAUGCUGACAGGAGCACCUCCGUUCACUGGCGAAAACCGGAAAAAGACCAUCGACAAAAUUUUAAAAUGCAAACUCAGUCUUCCACCUUACCUCACUCAAGAAGCCAGAGAUCUCCUCAAAAAACUUUUAAAGCGAAGCGCCUCAACGCGACUGGGGGCAGGGCCAAAUGACGCCGGCGAGGUGCAGGCCCACCCUUUCUUCCGCCAUACGAACUGGGAAGAGCUCCUAGCACACCGAGUGGAACCUCCAUUCAAACCUUUCCUGCGAUCGGCCGACGAUGUCAGCCAGUUUGACUCCAAGUUCACCAGCCAGCCUCCAGUGGACAGUCCGGAUGACUCCAUGCUCAGCGAGAGCGCCAAUCAAGUCUUCCUGGGUUUCACAUAUGUGGCUCCGUCCGUGCUGGAAAACGUUAAGGAGAAAUUCUCAUUCGAGCCAAAGGUCCGCUCGCCUCGCAAGUUCCCGGGAAGCCCGAGGACGCCUGUGAGCCCGGUGAAGUUCGCACGGGGAGACUGUUGGCCGCAGGGAGCCUCCGCGGAACAACCCAUGGAGGUGUUCACAAUGGAGCAAAUGGACACGAGCAGCGGCAGCAGCGGCGCGUCGGAAGCCUCGGCACCACUUCCCAUUAGGCGGCCGUCGAGCGUCGGCGAGCAGCUCUACAAAAAACAAGCCUAUCCUCUGAACUCCAAACGACCGGAACACUUGCGGCUGAACCUAUGACGCACAGCGCAGCCCCUUCCCCGCUCGCAGAAAUGAUGGGCCGUCACUGUUGAUGUCAUCACCAGCGCUUCCAUCUCUUGGCCUUGCUCCAGAAUCUUGCUUUUGGUGCGAGUCACCAAUGUCCUUAUUGACCGUCAGUUUGGUUUCAUGGUGCUCUUCUUUCCUCAAAGGAAAACUUUGAACAAACAUGCCACCCGGCACCAGCUGUUCGCUAUUCACAAUGAACUUGCAGUGAAAAAAGUCACGCAUUUUCCUUGUGGUAAAUGUAAAAACACUAUGAGGUGCCGUAUGGGCCACGAAUAACAUUUACCUCUUACACGCACCCAAAAACCUCUCACAUUCAAUAAGAAAUGCUCACAUACAUUUUAUCAAAAACACAAAAAAAAGUCACACCAAAAAAAAAAGCACCCAAAAAAAACCUCAAACACCAACAAUCUCCCUCCAAGAAGGUCCCUCUCCGAUUUAAAAAAAAAAAAUACCCCAAACACUCAACAGCAACAGAGGGCGGGACUUACUGCAUGGCAGAGCCAAUCAGCAUUUGACAUUGGGGAGAGAGUUUUGAGCUUCCUUUUUUCACAAACACAAUUUUUUUACUUUGGCUUGAGGUUAAAAGGGCCUCAUAUUGUGUGGAUUUGUAUGUUAUGGAUUUUGGGUUUUUCUGGUGAAACUUUGUUCUAUGUUUCAGUUUUUGAAUUGAAUUGAAUACAACUUUAUUGUCAAAUGUGCUGUAUGUAUGUGUAACAUACAGCACAGAUGAAAUUUCUUCCCUCGACAUAAAACAAAGGAGCCGCUGCGGGUGUCCGCGCCGUCAUCAAAAGAAAAGUCAACAAGUCAGGGUUUUUUUUGUUUUGUUAUUUUUGCUCACUAAGCAGUUUUUUGGGUGAGUGGGAGUUUUUGGAGCGAGUAUGAAUGUCUUUGGUGAGUGUGAGUGGUAAAUGUUAUUUUUGGUCUACACGGCACUUGAUGUUAAAGCCUUUGCAUUUCUACAUUGACUGUUACCAAGAACAUGAAUACUCGGUUGAGUGUGACAAGCCUCUGGAUUGAAGCCAUUAGAUGCUUUUGUUUUUUUAAUGACUCUUGUUUGUUGUUGUUUUUUUUUAUGGCUGAAAUAAUUGCCAACCAAAUGCUUUAAACUUUUCUAUAGCGUUCAAAAGAUGGAUCAGUGUUCAAUUGAUUUUUCUUCCAUCGGCGGGAAAGCAUCAACUGUGAAUUUUUUUGCGUCUUCAUUUUUGGGCCAUUGGCUCACACUAUGCAAACUAUGUAGCUAUUUAUUGUUUAGUCUUAUUUCGACAGUGUGACAGUAUUUUGGAAGAAAAGGUUAAUUGAUAUACAUUCUCAUGUUUUUUUCCUCACAAAAACAGUUCAAAUGGCAACCACAAACGCAGCUUUCAAUCAAACACAUUUUCCAGGAUGUAAUGAUUUUUGUGCAGCAAUGUCAUUUUUUAACAAUAUUUUUUUCAUGUGUAUAAUAUAUGCUACUGUUCUUGACUGAAUGAAACUUGAACUUUUUUACUGCGCUUUGGGCAGCAUGCAGGUGGAAUUGCGUAUUUAGUCAAGAGUCCUUAGAUUGUGAUUGAUGUGAAAGUGAUUUUUUUUAAGGUUGAGGAUCACUAAAUACACCUUUGAGAUGUUUGGCAAAACCAUCUAGGAAAUCUAUUUUGCUUUUAAUCACUGUUGGGCAGUGACGAGAAUUGAGUUUGUAAAGUUAGUGAAUGUUGACAUCUGCUUUUGAAGAUGUUCUAUACUGUAUAUAUGAAUAGUAAAAACAUGAAAUGUUA
Hippocampus zosterae (dwarf seahorse) is the source of this 3806-nucleotide messenger RNA. It is a transcript of the gene rps6kb1a, whose product is annotated as ribosomal protein S6 kinase b, polypeptide 1a. The record is from RefSeq and is a predicted model, not a curated record. The coding region runs from base 589 to 2028 and encodes 479 amino acids. Gene Ontology annotation, biological process: protein phosphorylation; signal transduction. NCBI's taxonomy places the organism in Eukaryota, Metazoa, Chordata, Actinopteri, Syngnathiformes, Syngnathidae. Gene Ontology annotation, molecular function: protein serine/threonine kinase activity; ATP binding. The transcript has 15 exons.